AUGCGAAUCCCCUCCGAGGUGGGCGGGAAGGUUGCUGUCAUGGCGGAUGAUAGAUUGAGGAGCGCCCUUGUGGCCCUCGCCGCCCUCAAGCCUUUGUGCCUUCCCCGGCAACUUCCCGCCACGGGCGACGACACCAUCGCCGGCGGCAUCUUCUGCAUCAGCCUCCCCGAUCUCGCCGCCUACCUCGCCAAGGUCGGCAACAACCCCGGCGCCGGCGGCUCCGAGACCCCCAGGGCCCCGGCGAAGCCACCUCCGGCUCGGGCCCCCACGGCUACGUCAUCGCCGCCGACGGGCCCCCGGCGGCUCCGGCGGGGCCAGUCCAAGGUGAGCGACAUGCGCGACUCGCUCGAUUGGGCCUUUGACGGCGGUGCCGCCACCUACGGCGACAUUGACCUGGAAAAGGUGGCCACGGCCGGUCACAGCUGCGGAGGGCUUGAGUCCAUGUCCACGGCCUACCAUGACGAGAGGGUCAAGCGCAUCAUUCUCUUCAACAUUGCCAUUUUCCAGGAUGAGAGGAGGUACUUGCUCGAGGAGAUCAACGUACCCGUUGCCUGGAUGGUUGGCGGCGAGUCCGAUAUGGGCUAUCCGAAUGCCGAAAAGGAUUAUGCCCUUCUUCCCGAGGGUCUUAGUGCGUACAAGGCCAACCUCGACACCGGCCAUGGCGGAACUCACCAGGCUACCAACGGCGGCAAGUUUGGAAAGGCCGCCGUGGCCUACCUACAGUGGCAGUUCCGAGAUGAUGAGGCUUCCAAGGCGAUCUGCCUAGAUCCCGAAGCGGAGGGAAGCCUGGUAUCGGAUAACUGGGAGGUUGAAUUCAAGAACUGGUCUUGA
Messenger RNA from Parascedosporium putredinis, 831 nucleotides. NCBI's taxonomy places the organism in Eukaryota, Fungi, Ascomycota, Sordariomycetes, Microascales, Microascaceae. The record is from the annotation of a GenBank genome assembly.